UAUACAACAGUCUCUACCACUGGACACAGGAGGGCCAAAAACUGGCUGAGAAAACAAAGGAAGGAGCGCCAAAAAAGAACAGGUGGACAAAGAAACUAAGAGAUAUUUAAAACAGCUGCCGGUCCACAAUGUUUAUCCAGCUGCACACGCCAGUGAUCCUGGGCAUGACCUUCACACUCUGUGCUUGCAUGUUUCCUGGCAAUCAUUGGGGGGACUGGAACGACUCCCAGCUUCUGCCGACCAUUCAAAAACUAAUGAAAGGAUACAACCGCUACCUGAGACCCAAUUUCAAUGAAGGUCCGGUGGAAAUCGGUAUGAGUCUUGACAUCGCAAGCAUCGAUGCCAUCUCUGAAAUCAAUAUGGACUACACUGCAACAAUUUUCCUCCGCCAGCGCUGGCGUGAUUCCAGGCUGGUGUUCCCAGGGAAUGAGAGUGUCAGCGUGGAUGGACGCCUGGUGUCGCUGCUCUGGAUCCCUGACACUUUCAUUCCAGACUCCAAGCGCUCAUUCCUGCAUGACGUGACGGUGGAGAACCGCCUCAUACGCAUCUUCAGUAACGGGACGGUUCUCUAUGCACUCCGCAUCACAGCCACAAUCGCCUGCAACAUGGACCUGACCAAAUACCCCAUGGACAGGCAGGUGUGCACCCUGCAGCUAGAGAGCUGGGGCUACAACCUGCAGGAUGUUGUCUUUUACUGGACCAGGGGGAAUGAUUCAGUUAAGGGUCUGGACACUCUGCGGCUGGCUCAGUACAGUGUGGAGAGCUACUACACGUCUGUGUCAGAAGCUGUUUAUGAGACUGGACAAUACCCCAAGCUGGUGCUGCAUUUUGCACUGCGCAGAAAUGUGUUGUUCUUCAUCUUGGAGACAUAUGUUCCCUCCACUCUGCUGGUGGUGCUUUCUUGGGUCUCAUUCUGGAUCAGCCAGUCUUCUGUACCUGCCAGGACCUGCAUUGGUGUGACGACAGUCCUCACAAUGACCACUCUGAUGAUGGGCGCUCGCACUUCCCUACCCAACGCCAACUGCUUCAUCAAGGCCAUAGACGUCUACCUGGGCAUUUGCUUCACCUUCAUCUUUGGUGCCCUGCUGGAGUACGCCUGUGCACACUUCUACACGAUGCAACACCAGACCAUAGAGGAUCUACACCGGGAACUUGCAAGAGAGUUCAAUGAGUCCAGCGGAAAUGGCUCCAUCCCCAUCGCCCGCUACAGCCAUCCAAAGAAUUGCCUGGAAGCGGGCCCCUCCGCCGAGGAACCUGCACAACAGUCAGCCAACAGCGGCACGAAGACCCCCGGGGAACCCGAGGAGGAGAAGCCAGAUCAAGGCUGCCUGUUAUCAGUGAAGGACGCCUCAAAGAGGGUGGUGUCCAUCUUCAUCGUGGAAAACCCACACAACAUUGAUCGGCAUGCCCGCACCGUUUUCCCCACGGCGUUCCUCUUUGUCAAUAUUCUCUACUGGCUUUAUUAUCUCUUUUUUUGAGACACGCUCACAAGCUGCUGUGCUCAGCAGCUGCUUCACAUCCCUGUUGGCAUCUGAAGCUACCAGACAGGCUUUUUGGUUGACAAGUUAUAAGGAAAACAAAGUUAAACUUUCGACCAAAUUAUGAAUUAAAAACACCCGAUUAUACACAUGUGAAUAUUUAGCAGAUUAAACUGCAUCACACGCUGCUUUUGAUUACUGCCUCCAUUGUUGUUUUGACACAUCAUUUUCUGUAAUUAUCUUCACAGCAUGUAACA
Molecule: messenger RNA, 1735 nt
Organism: Entelurus aequoreus (snake pipefish)
Lineage: Eukaryota; Metazoa; Chordata; Actinopteri; Syngnathiformes; Syngnathidae
Gene: gabrp
Product: gamma-aminobutyric acid type A receptor subunit pi
Exons: 10
Coding region: 129-1478 (449 amino acids)
Biological process (GO): chemical synaptic transmission; nervous system process; signal transduction
Cellular component (GO): synapse; GABA-A receptor complex; membrane
Molecular function (GO): GABA-A receptor activity; neurotransmitter receptor activity; extracellular ligand-gated monoatomic ion channel activity
Source: RefSeq, a predicted model, not a curated record